Molecule: messenger RNA, 202 nt
Organism: Amoebophrya sp. A25
Lineage: Eukaryota; Dinophyceae; Syndiniales; Amoebophryaceae
Source: the annotation of a GenBank genome assembly
CGUUACCAUAAUAAGUCUGGUUACACGAAAACGGUGGGAGGCCUUACGGAGUUCAGAUCUGCAGCGGCAGCCAAAUGGGAAAGCUAUCAGCAACAAGGCCACUGCGUGGCAACGGUCAAGACGCUCCAGCUGGUGGGCAAGAAGUAAGGAGAAGGACGCCUGCGGCUACAGUGGCAGGAGGUGCAGCAGGAGCCGAGCCUAG